AUGUGUGCGGGAGAGUAUGUUGCGACCAAGUCCCAGAAUGAAGUGAUCGCUGGGGAGAUUGCGACGGAAACGAGGCAUGUUCGCGACUACCAAAAAGAUGAGUUGAAAGAGGUUUCUGACCUGCUCGAGCUCAUUGGCAUUGACGACAGGGCAUUGCAGAAGAGGCUGAUCCGCCACUAUGCCCGAGACUCAAAGGCUCUCCUGAAGAUCAUGAUUGCGUUGGAACUCGGUUUCCUCGAAGAAGAAGAGCGUUCUCCGGCUAUGGCAGGGUUGGUCUCGUUCUUUCUGUUCUUAGCAGGCGCCUUUCCUUCUGUGAUGCCUUUCAUGAUACCGGACGUUGACCCGACUGUUGGUUUCAUUGCUGCAGGAGUUUCGACGUGUAUCGCGCUUUUGGUGGUUGGUGCUGUAAAGACUUGGGCCACCAAGGGUAACUGCUUGACUGCGGCACUCGAAAACUUGUGCGUUGCCGGCUUUGGAGGCGCCAUCGCUUAUGGGGCAGGGCUUCUUUCAAUACAGUUCAUCGAAACAUAG
This is a messenger RNA of Seminavis robusta, 531 nucleotides long. Lineage: Eukaryota; Bacillariophyta; Bacillariophyceae; Naviculales; Naviculaceae. The record is from the annotation of a GenBank genome assembly.